Molecule: messenger RNA, 615 nt
Organism: Acanthosepion pharaonis
Lineage: Eukaryota; Metazoa; Mollusca; Cephalopoda; Sepiida; Sepiidae
Source: the annotation of a GenBank genome assembly
AUGUUAGACGUUCAUCUAAUCUAUUUCGAGUGUCUGCGCAAAGAUGAUACAUUUCCGCGGGACUGGACCGCGCGUGAACUUGAAGUCCAAGCGAACAUGACCUUUCGAGAGUGUUUGAACAGCGAAUGCAGUUAUCUAUCUAUCUAUCUAUCUAUCUAUCUAUCUAUCUAUUUGAACCUCUUCAUAUCUAUAUCUCUAUCUAUCUGUUUCUAUCUAUCUAUCUGUUUCAAUCUGUUUCUAUAUAUAUUUCUGUUUCAAUGUGUUCCUAAUUAUUUAUCUCAAUCUGUUCCUGUCUAUCGAUCUAAAUCUAUCUAUCUAUCUAUCUAUCUAUCUAUCUAUCUAUCUAUCUAUCUAUCUAUCUAUCUGAAUCUGUACCUAUAUAUAUCUACCUUUAUCUAUCUGUUAUAUCUCUCUGUUUCAAUCUGUUUCUAUAUAUCUUUCUGGUUCAAUGUCUUCCUAAUUCUCUAUAUCAAUCUGUCCCUAUCUAUCGAUCUAAAUCUGUUCCUAUCUAUCUAUCUAUCUAUCUAUCUAUCUAUCUAUCUAUCUAUCUAUUUGAAUCUAUAUUGUCUUUUUUCCUUUGUACAUAUUGUCUUUUUCUAUAGGUUAAUUCUGUGA